This is a messenger RNA of Paramecium sonneborni, 493 nucleotides long. The record is from the annotation of a GenBank genome assembly. Lineage: Eukaryota; Ciliophora; Oligohymenophorea; Peniculida; Parameciidae.
AUUCAAUGGAAAUUGAUGUGAGCUUUGUUUCAAAGUUAGCCACUAUGCUUGAUUUUAUAUUAAUUCUUAUUUUUUGUAUUUGGUCCAUUAUUUACUGCAUAGAAUAGGAGAUCUAUAAAUUAAACUCAAUAAUGACAAAUAUAAAUUUAAUGUAUAAUAUAGAUAUAAUUGUUUGAUUAGCACAAUGAGUUUUUUACUAUUGUUAGGCGAAACAAAAAAAUCAAUAAUGGUUGAAUAGUUUUAUUUUGCCUGCAAUUAAUUUGGAAGAGGCUUUUUUUGCUUAUUGUAUGGAAUAUUAAUUUUUUAGUAUAGCCUUAUGGUUAUUUGCUGAAAAUACUAAAACUCCAAAACAUACUGCGAUUCAUGAUUUUGGUUUAUCAGUUGCUAUAUGUACUACUAUAAUAGGAAUUUUAUAUGUCAUUUAGCAUUUUUUAGUAUUUUUACAAUCUAAUGAUUUUAGUUUGAUAAAAGACAAUUCUAAAUUACAAGUUGA